AUGACCGCCUACCUCCUCUCUCGGAUAGGAGAUCCAAUCUUCGCCCUAACGAUGGGUGUAACAGCCGCCAUGACGCGCAUCCGCCGUGACCAAAUCGAAAAGAGUCCCGAGAAAGCCUCGGAAAUCGGAUACGGAGCUGUCGUGCAGCUGGGUCAGAAGCGGUUACAACGGUGGUGGAAUGGGGACUUCAAAGACCUUUGA
Messenger RNA from Penicillium waksmanii, 201 nucleotides. RefSeq lists its product as uncharacterized. The record is from RefSeq and is a predicted model, not a curated record. The transcript has 2 exons. Gene Ontology annotation, biological process: protein secretion. The coding region runs from base 1 to 201 and encodes 66 amino acids. NCBI's taxonomy places the organism in Eukaryota, Fungi, Ascomycota, Eurotiomycetes, Eurotiales, Aspergillaceae.